Messenger RNA from Rhizoctonia solani, 1551 nucleotides. Its product is annotated as DEAD/DEAH box helicase. Gene Ontology annotation, molecular function: nucleic acid binding; ATP binding. The transcript is spliced from 16 exons. NCBI's taxonomy places the organism in Eukaryota, Fungi, Basidiomycota, Agaricomycetes, Cantharellales, Ceratobasidiaceae. Bases 1 to 1551 code for a protein of 516 amino acids. The record is from RefSeq and is a predicted model, not a curated record.
AUGAGCUUUAGGCUUGGUCUAGCUAACUCAAUUCUUGAUUCGAAAGCUCUUGAUAAUGCUGCAAAGUUUUGGGAGAAUUCCAACCGCUCACCAACUGGAAGAUGUCGAUACUGGGAGAACAAUGAUUCGGUGGUGUAUGGCUUUCGCGUCAAGGCAGGCCGCGCAUUCCCAACAAACGCCACGUUCGAAUCGAGUGAAGUGCUUGAUAUAUUGGAUAAGCUAAAGAGCCGCUACUCAACUCCAUGGGAGAACAUCUCUGCUCAGACAGGCCCGAAGAUGAAGUCUCAAAUUAUUAUGGACCUUGUGGGCAUGAAUGAGAUGGAAUUAGUGUUCCAGAUCAUGUCUCACCGGCGAGAAGUAGGGAAAGCGCUUCUAAGUCUGGGUUCGGACUCUUUAGGAAAUGGAGUGUCUAGGCCAGGAAAGGUAACCGAACCGAACGGAGGACUUGGUGGCGGGGCAGCGAUUGGUGGAGACACGCCAGAGUAUCCUCACGUCUAUACUUCGGGUAGCAAUAUCCAUGGAAAUAUCCUCUCCAUGUUUGGGUCUAAAUUUCUCCUUCCGCUUGGUACCCAGCGUCAUACAAAUGAGCAAUAUCAAGAGGUUAUUAUACCCCCUGCAAAAGCUGUACCGCCUAGAAUCAACGAGAGACGCAUCCCUGUUGGUGAAUUAGAUGUCCUGGCGCGAGGCUGCUUCCCUGGUACCAAUCUCUCAAUCGAAUUCAGUCUAUUGUUUAUCCAACAGCGUAUACCACAAAUGAAAACAUGCUUAUUUGCGCUCCUACCGGGAAAAACUGACGUUGCAAUGCUCACUAUUCUUCGUGUGAUUGAUCAACAUCUGAGUUCCAAAAAUAACCCUCAAGCUCCUACCGGUGCCGGAAAAACUGACGUUGCAAUGCUCACUAUUCUUCGUGUGAUUGAUCAACAUCUGAGUUCCAAAAAUAACCCUCAGCAACUCGCGUCUCUGAUCCGAAAAAAGGACUUCAAAGUUAUCUACGUAGCACCUAUGAAGGCACUGGCAGCCGAGAUAGUCCGUAAACUUGGGAAACGAUUGGCCUGGCUUGAUAUUAAAGUGCGCGAACUCACCGGUGACAUGCAAUUGACGAAGGCGGAGAUUGCUGAAACGCAAAUAAUUGUCACGACACCCGAGAAAUGGGACGUUGUAACCCGUAAACCAACUGGAGAAGGUGAACUUGCAUCAGUAGAGUCGACUCAGUCCGUAAUUCGUGUAGUGGGUCUAUCCGCCACAUUACCAAAUUACGUGGACGUGGCCGACUUUGUUGGGGCAAACCGAGAACGGGGGCUAUUCUAUUUUGAUAGCUCUUUUAGACCAGUACCCCUCGAGCAGCAUUUCCUGGGAAUCAAAGGAAAAUCAGGGAGCCCGAUGGCGAAGAAGAACUUGGAUGAAGUCACAUUUGAGAAAGUAUCCGAACUGGUCAAAGAGGGGCAUCAAGUGAUGGUCUUCGUACAUGCACGAAAAGAGACAGUCAAUCAGCACUGGCGCUCAAAGAAGCUGCGACAGCGGACGACUCGCUGGAAAGCUUCUCGUGUAUAG